Messenger RNA from Babesia bigemina, 189 nucleotides. RefSeq lists its product as hypothetical. Bases 1 to 189 code for a protein of 62 amino acids. Lineage: Eukaryota; Apicomplexa; Aconoidasida; Piroplasmida; Babesiidae. The record is from RefSeq and is a predicted model, not a curated record. The transcript has a single exon.
AUGGCGAACACUUCUAAAUUAACUACAGAUGUGACAUUGGUACCCGAAAAAAGUGGACUAGAUGAAACUAUGAGAGAUUCUUUGAUACGGCAUAAGAUUUUGAAAUCUCACGAAAUAGAUUCCAUAUUCCGAACUUGUAAGAACCAUCUUUCUCGGGAAAUGGAAAAAAGAAUAUCACCAGCAAUAUGA